Candida albicans SC5314 is the source of this 2832-nucleotide messenger RNA. RefSeq lists its product as uncharacterized. The transcript has a single exon. The coding region runs from base 1 to 2832 and encodes 943 amino acids. NCBI's taxonomy places the organism in Eukaryota, Fungi, Ascomycota, Pichiomycetes, Serinales, Debaryomycetaceae. The record is from RefSeq and is a predicted model, not a curated record.
AUGAAAUUUGGUGAUAAUUUACCUCAUUUAUCAAUCCCACAAUGGAAAAGUUAUAAUUUAGAUUAUAAUAAUUUGAAAUAUCAAAUUAGAUCAAUCACUAAGUCCAAAAACCCUACUAAAAAAGAUUUAUUUUCUUUAAAGCAAUCAUUUAUUGAAAAUUUUGAUUAUAUAAAUUUAUUCAUUGAAACCAAAUACGGAGAAUUAACACGAAAAUUCAUAUGUCUAGAAAAUCAAUUUAAAUUCAUUAAUAAUAAUUCUAGUGGUAAUGAAAAUGGAAAUGAUAGCAUUGACACUAUAUUGAUUCAAUUAGAUGAACUAUUUUAUCAAACUAUUGAAUUAUCAAUUGAAUUGAAAAACCUUUCAAAAUUUAUCAUUAUUCAAAAAAUCGCCAUCAAGAAAAUUUUCAAGAAAUUUUUAAAAUAUUAUCCUCAUAAACAGCAAGGUAAAGAAUUUGUACUAAAUUUGAAGCAAUAUUAUUUAGACCAUUCCAAGAUUAAAAAUUUAAAUGCAUUAACAUUGAAAUUAACUAAUUUAAUCAAUAUCAUUAAAUAUGAAAGGAAAUCACAACAAGUGCAAUACCAACAAUCACAUCAAAAUCAACGUGAAAAUCUAAGGCGAAAUAAUUCGUUAUUUAGUAUAUCUUCAACAAUUAUGACGAGUUCAGAUUAUCAAAAUUCAAUCUUACCACCAAGAAAUACGGGCACCACCAAUGGGAUUGCCACUCUGAAUAAUCUACCAAUACAACAAACUCCAACUUCAAAUGAGUCAUGGUAUGAUUUAAGUUUAUUAUUGAAAAAGAAUUUCCACAUCCAUUGUUUAAUUCAUGAAGAUGCCAUUAAUGAUUUAAAGAUAAAUUUCAAUUUGUAUUACCAACUAAAACCAAUCAAUACUGGUACUGAUGAUGAUAGUUGGGUUUCAUGUACAUAUUUGACACGAGAUUAUUUAUUGGAUGAUCAUCCUGCUUAUAUUAUUACUCAUAAAAAUAAUGAUAAUUCAAUGAUAGUGGCCCCCAUUGGUGGAUUAAGACAAUUUUCUUAUUGUAUAUUGCCUAAUAAUAUUGUACAAACAUUAAUUUAUCAUUUGAAUGAUAGAUCAAAUGAUAAUUAUAGACAAGAAUUGUUAGAAUUUUUCCAAAAACUGUCUUCACCAAGUUUAUUAACCAAAAAAACUAUUGAUUUUAUUGUUUCUAAUGAUUUUAAACCAAGUUUGAAAUUAUUUUGUAAACGAUCAAGGUAUUUAAUUGAGACAAAUGAUGAAGAUGGUGAAGGAAGUGUUAUAGAUAGUGAGUUUACUGAUGGUAAGAACACUAAUAAUAACAAUAGCAAAUCUGGUGAUGAUUCAAUCGAUAAUGAUUAUUUGAUUACUUUGGAUAGUGAUAUUAUGACAACCAAUAGAUCACAAUAUGUGAAUGAUUUAACAUUCCUUAAUGAAGAAGAAUUGAAUCAAUUAGAUGUUUUCCCUCAUGGACACGUUACAAUUUCAUCGAAUGAUAUUAAUUUAUCGAAUUUUGAAAAUUCUUUAACCACAGAAAUUGAUGUACAAGAAAAUAAUAAUGGUGGUGUUAUUAAAAAUCAUCAUGAUAAUUUAAGAAAAUUGCCAAAGAAAAUUCAAACAAUUUUAAAUAAUAAUCCUAGUUUGACAUUAUUUAAACAAUUGAAUUUUUAUCAAUAUCAAUUAUCAUGUUAUCAUAAUAUUAUUCCUCAAGGUGAAUUAAUCAAUAAUCAUUAUAAUAAUUUAUUAAAUUUAAAUUUAUUGAAAAAUUUUGAAAAUUUACAAACUAUUAAUGAACAAGCCACUCAAGAACAUGAAUUGAUUGAAAGAAAAUCGAAGAAUAUUUUGAAUCAUAGAAUGUCAUUGUGUUCUUUAUCAACCCCUACUAGUAAUAAUGAUCAUAUGGGAAGACAAUUACAAUCAAGCUCAAGAAGAAAUAGUAGUAUAUUUGAACGACCAAAUCGUACUGAAGAAGAUGAUGAUUAUGAUGGAUAUGAAGAUGAUGACGCUGAUCAAGUCAGUUUAUCAUUGAAUGAAUUGAUUAAUCAAGAUGAAGAUAUUUUGAUUCAUAGUUUAAAACAUCAACAACAACGGAAAUUAUAUCAUCAAAAUAACACCAACAACAACAAUGUUAUCCCCACUUUUAUUGAUAAAUUAUCAAUUUGGAAAAAUAAACUUUUAGCAUCCGCAACAGGUAAUACAACCAACUCAAAAAAAACACAUAAUGCUAAUAAAGCUUAUGAAAAUCCAUUUUUCCUUGCUAACGAAGAGGAAGAUGAAUUUUAUGAAGUUCCAUUAGACCCAUAUACUAAAUUAUUAUCACUAUAUCAUCAUCAUCAUCAAAACCAAAGUCAAGGACAAGGCCAUGGACUACUUCUUGGUCAAAAAGGUUCUGAUUCCAAUUAUUAUUAUUCAACCUAUGAUUCAAUCAAUGAAGAACCUCAACCACAACAAUCAUAUUUGAAAAGAAAUGAUUAUCAAUUAUUUUAUGAAUUCAAUUAUGAUCAAACCUUAUCAUAUGUUUAUUUCACUUUGAAUAUCAUUUCAUUAUUUUUAUCAGGAAUUCAAUUAGGUAUAUUCAUGUCAAUUCUUCAAAAACCUGAUCUUAGUGGUGGUAAUGAUAUUGAUUAUCAAUUUUUAAUUCGUGAUAAUAUUGGAUUAAUUGUUAUAUUAACGUUAGGUAUUAUAACAAGUUUAAUAUUUGGAUUGAUUAGUGUCAAUUUAUUAAUUCAACGAUUUAAUCAACCUCCUUUGUUUCAUGUAUUGAUUGUUUGGGGUGGAUUAUUGAUUAAUUUGAUUUGUUGUGUUUGGAGUGGAGUUUUAUUAAUUGGAUGUCUAUAA